This is a messenger RNA of Salvelinus sp. IW2-2015, 1053 nucleotides long. The record is from RefSeq and is a predicted model, not a curated record. NCBI's taxonomy places the organism in Eukaryota, Metazoa, Chordata, Actinopteri, Salmoniformes, Salmonidae.
ACAGAAGUGAUGGCCUCAGGAUAAAGUGGUCUGUGUGUGGUUGUAUCUGAUCCUCCCUGGCAUUGAGAGUAUGUGAUAGGGGGGUUGAUGGUCAUCAGGAGGCCCUGGGGAUGUGACCACCAUGUGUGACCUCAUGUCAGUGUCCUCUCUCUCUCUCUCUCUCUCUGUCUCUCCCUCAGAGCUGAUCGAUGGCACUCCCACACUCAAGAUGAACCAUGGCUCGGGCACACUGGUCCUGCAGUUGCCAGGCAACGUAAAUGUGGCGGACAGACGGUGGCACCGUCUGGACGUGAGGAGCAACAGUAAGGAGGUACGCUUCACACUGGACCGCUGUGCCGGGGCCACCGUCAUGGAGAUGGAGGGAGUGGGCAGCUGGCUGACCACAGAGGACCACUCGUCCUGUGAGGUCACUGGUGUCACACCCAACCUGGACAGGCACCUGAAUGGGACCCAGGUGUUACAGCUGGGUGGAGUCAAUGAGAACCUGCCCUAUGCCUACCCGCAGUUACAACACAAACACUUUACCGGCUGCGUCCGGAACCUCAUUGUCGACAGCAAGUUCUAUGACUUGGGCACUCCAGCGGACUCUGUGGGCAGCUCUCCGGGGUGUCUGACUACGGAUGGGAGCUGUGUCAACGUGGGCAUCCCCUCCUGUGGCCCUAGGGGUCGCUGCCAUGGAGAGUGGGGCUCCUUCAGCUGCCAGUGCAUACCGGGGUACACUGGGAAUCAGUGUGAGCAGGAAGUUCCAGAGUAUUCCUUUGAUGGGCGGAGUCAUGUUCAUUACCAGUUGGCAUCUCCUCUGCCAGCCCGGCGGACCCAGGUACAGGUUCUGGUCCGGACCCGCAAACAUGGUAGUGCCAUCCUCAGCCUACUGUCGAAGGAACAGAGUGAAUACCUGCGCUUAGAGAUCUACCAGGGCCUACUGGCUGUCUUCUAUAACCUGGGAACGGAGACUACAACCUGACACUGCCCUCCUGUCGCCUGGACAAUGGUGAGUGGCACGAUGUCUACAUGGAUCGUCACGACAACGAGCUGACCCUGCGUCUGGAUGGG